Myxocyprinus asiaticus (Chinese sucker) is the source of this 2672-nucleotide messenger RNA. Its product is annotated as claudin-12-like. The record is from RefSeq and is a predicted model, not a curated record. The transcript has 3 exons. Gene Ontology annotation, cellular component: plasma membrane. NCBI's taxonomy places the organism in Eukaryota, Metazoa, Chordata, Actinopteri, Cypriniformes, Catostomidae. Bases 182 to 1225 code for a protein of 347 amino acids.
UCAGCGAGUUUGUGCACGCACCCGAGAGUCCUCCUCACAAAAAAACACGACGGAAGUCACGGAACCGGCCAGAACAUUACAGACAACAUGACACAAUGACAGUAAUAUCGCCACAAGAGUCUUCUACAGCUCGCUGUUAAUCAGGAUUAAAUUAUACCCUGACGUAGACGUCACCCCAGCCAUGUCUUGCCGUGACAUUCACGCCACCAAUGCGUUUUCCUUUAUCAUUGCACUGCUGUCGGUGGGCGGUUUGACAGUCGCUACGCUCAUCCCUCAGUGGAGAACCACACGACUUCUAACCUUUAACCGCAAUGCCAAAAAUGUCACCGUGUACGAUGGCCUGUGGACCAAGUGUGUGCGGCGAGAUGGUUCAUCAGGUUGUUAUUACUUUGAUGCAGACUGGUACACUAAAGUAGACCAGCUGGACCUCAGACUGUUGCAGUUCUGUUUACCUACUGGUCUGUUGUUUUCUAGCUUGGCUCUUCUUCUCUGUCUCACUGGCAUGUGUAAAACCGCUUGCUGCUCAAAGACCCCAGAGGACAUCAAGAACAGCCGGUGCUUGGUCAACAGUUCAGGGUGCCAUCUAGUGGCUGGAAUGCUUUUUUUUCUAAGCGGGGCAAUCGCCAUGCCGCCCUCUGUCUGGUUCCUGUUCCACACACGAGAACUCAACAAACGCUAUGAUAAUCUGUUUGCGGUGGAGUUUGGGGUCUAUGUGGCCAUUGGCAGUGCUGGUGGGCUGAUCUUAGCUGCUCUGCUGAUGUUCAUGUGGUAUUGUAUGUGUAAGAAACUGCCUUCACCCUUUUGGUUGCCUCUCCCUGAGGUACCCGAAAUGACCAACAGCCUCUCAGCGCAGCCCCUCAUGACCAAUGGCCUGCCCUCUCCCGUGACCUACGUGCCUCAUAGUUUUCCUCCUGCUCUCCUGGAUGCCCCCUCUUUUGUCCCAGCAAUGGGUUACCCUCAGCCUGUAUCCACACAGCCUCUGCCACCCCAUGUCUAUAUGCCACAGAUGUCUGUGCCGGAUGGUUACGGAUCAGAAGUUGGAGCCUCACAGGCAUAUAGUUAUGCCCCCUCUCAAAGCUACGCCCCUUCACAGGGAUAUGCCCCCUCUCAAAGCUACGCCCCUUCUCAGGGAUACGCACCCUCACAGAGGUAUGCUGGGCACCGCUACUCUACACGCUCCCAUAUGUCAGGCAUUGAGAUUGACAUCCCUGUCCUUACAGAGUGACAAUGAGAAAGUAGAGUUGAGAAAGGGGUGUCCAGAGGUUUUGGUCAAGGUGGUCAAACUGGCAUUGAGUGUAUUUCUACAAAUUAGGAAUACUAAUAGGAAGGUGUAGGAAUACUUUGGUGAAUUUGUGAACGAAAUGGUGAAAUUGAAAGAAACUAUUCAGUUCAUGUAGCAUAUGCCUCUCUGUCAUAGCACUAAAAAUGUACAAGUGAAAAAUGCUGGAAAAAAAAAAGCAAUAACACAAGUGGUAUUAGAAAGUUGUGUGCCUCAUUCAUGAAACAUGAGCAGAAGGAAUUUCUGUGUAAAUCAAUCAUAAAUCUGUUUGUACAUUAAUUGUCGCAGUGUAUGCUGAUGUAAAGUACUGUUCUGACCUGUUAGUGAAUGUUUACUAAUUUUAAUUUGAUUAGUAACAAUAACAAAUAUUAGAAAGAGAUACAGCUGUAUGACUGCUUACACAUGUCUCUGUAUCUUGUAUUACUGUCAAUGCCUUGAAGUUUUGUCUUUUUGACUUUUGUCUUUUGCCAUGACCUUUUAAGGAAUUUGUAUGUUUCUUUAUUGUUCUAAUAUCUUGAUAUGUUUUCCCCUGCUGUUGUUACAGAAUUGCAUAUGUGAAGGUGACAUUCUUACUUUGACCUUUUUUGUAUUUGUUAAUGUUUUUUUGUGGAAAGAAAUUUGUAUUUUAAUUUCUGUUUUGUUAUCGGUUUUUUGUUGAAGUACAAAGUGAACUGUAUAAGAGAAAAGUUUACUAGUACCCUUAUUUUACUUAAUUUUACAAUUUUUCUUAAAUACAAAAGUUUUUUUUUUUUUUUAAACUUUAAAUGAUAGUAGAACACUUAGAUGCAUUUGUCAGGUCUUUUUAUAUAUACAGAAGAGUUUAAAUGAUUAGAAAAUAACUUUGGCUCAUUUCUCAUGCGAAUCUCUGUUUGAUGCCUUUAUUUAGCAGUUUAAUCACUGUUUUUGAGUUAUCAAAAGAACUAGAUCUACACAUUUUAUGAUAUUUAGACAUUUUUAAGAUUUAGACUUUGAAAUGAGCCUUACGUGAGCAACAAACCAUAAAUAAAAGAUAUGGCAUUGCAUUCCACUCUCUCCUUAUUUGUAGAAAUGUUUCGGUUGCUGCCUUUUAAAGGUGCCAUACCAGAGAAGUCAUUGUAAUGUAAAUGAGAGCAUUUUAAUAUACUAAUGUGUGUUUAUAUUUAUGGGUUGUGUUACACUCAUAUCAGAGAAAAACACUAAUGUCUUAAACUAUAGGUCCUUUUAUAUUGCCUAAGAAAUAUUGCACAUUGAUGAAAUUCAUUUUGCCUGUUUCUAGUGUUCUUUUGUAAAAUGUACUUAAUUCUAAUUCAGGUUUUUUUGUUUUUUUCCACAUAUCAGUAUAUAGACUACUAAUGCCUUUAAAAAUGUUUUUUAAAUAAAAGUGCAGUUUAUUGAAUAAAAUGUUCUGCUGUGA